AUGAAGCAAGGCACAGAGGAAGAGCUGACAAGGGUUAGUAUUGUCAAAAUAGCAAAAGAAAGAAAGAAUAAGCUCCAGCUAACCCACCCACACGUUCUGGAGAAGUCUUCGUCUUCGUCUUCGUCUUCGUCUUCGUCGUCGUCUUCUUCUUCACUCUCAUUCAUUCAUCUCGCUUUCGCAAAAGUCACUGUGUGUUUCAGUUACAGGCUUACAUUACAACCGGCCAUUGGCUUUGGCAUUGAAUAUACGAAAAUUUCUUUUUUUUCUUUAAUUUUCAUUGGUUUCUCAACCUGA
This is a messenger RNA of Prunus armeniaca (apricot), 294 nucleotides long. Lineage: Eukaryota; Viridiplantae; Streptophyta; Magnoliopsida; Rosales; Rosaceae. The record is from the annotation of a GenBank genome assembly.